UCUCUCUCUCUCUCUCUCUCUCUCUCUCUCUUCUUGUGACCAAACAAUGGAGGGAGGUUCUGGUAAGAGGUUUCCUGCCAAGCUGAAGGAUCUUCUGGCUACUGGGAUUCUGGAGGGAUUGAAAGUGAGAUAUGUCAAGGGACAAAAGGCGCGUAAACCAGGAGAAAAGGAUUUACAAGGUGUGAUUAAAGAUGCCGGGAUUUUGUGCUUUUGUGGGAGUUGUAAGGGGAAUCAGGUUGUCUCUCCGAAUGUUUUUGAGUUGCAUGCUGAUAGUGCUAAUAGACGUCCUCCGGAGUAUACUUACCUUGAGAAUGGAAAACUCCUUCGGGAUGUUAUGAAUGCCUGUUCAAGUCUUCCGUUGGACACAUUGGAUAAAGUGGUCCAAAUGGUCCUGGGUGAUUUCCCCAUGCAGAAUUCUAAUAUCUGUUUCAAUUGCAGAGGGUCAAUUUCUGAAUCCAACAAGGGUGAGUCAAAACUAGUAUGCAAUCCAUGCAUGGAGUUGAAAGAGUCUAAAACUAGCCAACUUCAACCAAGAUCAAAAAAGAAGAGAGAAGAAGGGCCUAAAACUACUUCUGCAGAAACUUCUUCCCAGAAAAGAAAAGGACGCCCUCCUGGUUCCGGUGGGGGAAGAUUCACUGAACGUAUUGUUAGUCCAAUUACUCCAGCACAAACACUCGGUUCUUCAGUGCAUGGAACAAUUGACGGGAAAUUUGAUGACGGAUAUAUAGUCACGGUGGACCUGGGUUCUGAACAGCUGAAAGGUGUCCUGUAUCAUGUUUCAAGUAAUGCAUCUAAGGAUUCUUCGAUUGGAGGUUUAUCAGAAGAAAAGGUUGAGAGAUAAAGAAAGAUAUAGGAUUGAAAUGUUGAAGUACAAAUCCAAUGGUUGAGCUCUUCAAUGGACUCUUAUAUGGAAUCCUCAGACCUUUUUUCCUUUACUUUUAUUCUUGUUAUAGUUGAUUUUAUUUUAUUUUAUGGCGGUGAAUGAUUUUGCAAAACAUGCUGUAGCAGUUCACUUUGUUGUAGUUCUUCUUAAAUCAUGGAUCCCCUUAUUUUAUCAGUCUAAAGUUAAUCAAUGAAUGGUUGUCUUAGCACAUGAUAAGCUAUGCAUUAUAA
Messenger RNA from Medicago truncatula (barrel medic), 1113 nucleotides. RefSeq lists its product as uncharacterized. The record is from RefSeq and is a predicted model, not a curated record. The transcript is spliced from 7 exons. NCBI's taxonomy places the organism in Eukaryota, Viridiplantae, Streptophyta, Magnoliopsida, Fabales, Fabaceae. Gene Ontology annotation, cellular component: nucleus. The coding region runs from base 47 to 841 and encodes 264 amino acids. Gene Ontology annotation, molecular function: histone binding; chromatin binding; RNA polymerase II transcription regulatory region sequence-specific DNA binding. Gene Ontology annotation, biological process: positive regulation of transcription by RNA polymerase II.